UCUCUGUCUCAAAUGAAUGUGUUGUCAGGAUCUGAGACUAUUGCACCAACGCCGUCUCAAACUAAUGCACCACAUGGAUUUGAGAUUUGUGAAGCAUCUCUAUCUGAAACGCAGGCACCAUCUCCUCAAAGUCAAACAAGUGGCGCAGGUGCAUCUUCAUCAAGGCGAGUGCGGGGACCAACAGUUGGAAAAGCAACAGCAAAAAGAGUUGCCAACAAUAAUGGGAACAAGCUCCACAUUCCAAUCACUGAGACAUUCAAUGCAUUCGAAGGGGUGCUAGCGACCCCAGGAGCUAAUGAGAUUGGCAUUCAGAUUAGGAGGAUGUGCCCCAUUCAAGGCGUUAAAAGUUGGACUGUUGCUGAUACUGCAACAAAAGGGGUUGUUGUACAAGCUGUCCGGGAUACAUUUGAAAUAGGGGAUAAUUAUGAGGACAAUGCACUAUCCCAGCAAGUUGUGGAAAAGAAGUGUAACGUGUUACAUAAAGAUUGGAAGUGCAGAAUGAAGAAGAAAUGGGAGAAGCUUGUGGAUGCGGGAACUAAUCCCUAUGCUCAUCCAUACAAAGGAAUCAAAUUAGAUGAUUGGAAGUAUUUGAUUGAUGAAGUAUGGUUAGAUCCUGCAAACAAGCGUCGCUACGACGCCAGCAAACAAAAUAGGAGCAAGCUACCCUACAAUCACACAAGUGGGUCGCGAUCUUUUCCGGCAGCAAUGAGUAUUGCGGUGAAGGAAAAUGGUGGAUUGUUGCCAGAUCUCUGUAAUUUCUACAAGGACACUCAUCAAAACAAGAGGACAAAACAAUGGAUUGAUCCUAUAUGCGGAGCAAAUGACAAGGGUGUGGGAUGA
Messenger RNA from Camellia sinensis, 840 nucleotides. The record is from RefSeq and is a predicted model, not a curated record. NCBI's taxonomy places the organism in Eukaryota, Viridiplantae, Streptophyta, Magnoliopsida, Ericales, Theaceae.